Messenger RNA from Dunckerocampus dactyliophorus (ringed pipefish), 4018 nucleotides. Its product is annotated as somatomedin-B and thrombospondin type-1 domain-containing protein-like. The record is from RefSeq and is a predicted model, not a curated record. NCBI's taxonomy places the organism in Eukaryota, Metazoa, Chordata, Actinopteri, Syngnathiformes, Syngnathidae. The coding region runs from base 161 to 961 and encodes 266 amino acids. The transcript has 6 exons.
UGGUCAUGAAAGUACGUUAAAUAGUCUUGUUAUUGCAUUAAUUUUAUAUGUAACGUAAAGCUCCUUUAGGAAAAUGCCAUCAUUCACCAUCUUUCAGAGCGUUUGUCCCAUUCAGCUUCAUUGGGAACCAGUGGAGGAUUGAAGAUACAGCAGGUUCGUCAUGGACGCGCACAGAGGGAGCGCCUUCGCGCGUCUGGACUUUGUCCUGCUGUGCGGAUAUUUGUCCAUCCUGUGCGGCGUGAUGGUGGUGCCCCAAGCCGAGGCUGGCUGCAGGGAGAGGGAGAGCCCCAACUGCUGCACCGGGAGAAACAACGACUGCUUUGAGUUCACCAGGAGGAAGACUGCGUGCUACUGUGAUACGUACUGUCAGAAGACUGGAGACUGCUGCGAGGAUUACCAGAGUGUCUGCCAAAUAUCUGCAGCCAUUGACUGUGUGGUGGGCUCAUGGGGUCCUUGGUCCUCAUGCACGUCUCCGUGUGGGGUGGGCAGCACGGAAAGAAGCCGCCAAGUGUCCGUCCCUCCUCGAAACGGGGGGACCCCCUGCCCGGACCUCAAGCAGCGCAGAGGGUGCUUUGGAAACAACGAAAUAUGCAGCACGGCAAAAGAGGUGGCAAAGAUCCUUCCAGAUUCCUUCAAGAGGAACUUUAAGGACCCUUGGAGGAGGCCUCACAUGCUGAUGAAGGAGGAGAAGGCCAGCUACUGCGUAUAUUUUAGGGUGAAACAAGCGAGCGUGGCGUGCAAAUUCAAACUAUGGAGCGCUCAGCUGGUGAGAGACAGGCUUGUGUGUGCAGAGUGCCAGAGUGACGCCAUGUCCGUGUCAGACCGAUGUGGAGGAGACGGCCUGGAGGGCACCAGAACCUUCUGGGCAGCAGCUUCAGUCGUAGGUUGUCACGGCUCAUGGGUGCGAGAGUCGUCGUCUGAAGGCUGCCGGUGUCCACCUUAUUCUGUCCUCUUUGUGUGACCAGCCGCGGGCCCCAGCACACGUCCACGUAGAAGGACCGUUUUGUCCUCAAACAGCUCCCGCAAAACUCUUGCAGAGCCUUGCCAGUCAAGCCCACAGAUCCAGAAUCUCUGGAUGGAUGGGUUCACUCAAGGAGCUCAGCAGCAUCCUGCCACUUGUUUUUGUAUUUUCCACCUCAUCCUCAACCGUACUGUAUUACUUUCUACGCACGCAGCUAUACUUGCUUCAUAUUUUACUGCCACAUUGUUGUACUUUCUUUCCUCCAAAGCACAGCAACCUCCAGUGUGCAUUUUUACCUCUUCUGCUAUCUACCUCCAUAAAUGACAACGCGUAAUAUGCAAAAAAUAUGAUUUAGCUUUAUGCAUGUACUACUCUUGAUUGUCAUGUGUAAUGUAAUAUAGCUUCGUGUAUCCACGCCUUUUCACAGUUUCACAGUUUAAGGCUCGAUUCAAAGCCUCAUAAGUGAGUUCUUUUUUUUUUUUUUGUUCAUAUUAAAACAGUGGAACCUCUAAAGUUGAAUGAAGUACAAAUUCGGACAAAGUUUUCAAGGAAAUUACUCCUCUAAAGCUGCACCAAAAUCCAGAGGUUGAACGGUACUGGCUUGUUUUGUGUUUUUGAUGAUGAUGACCAUAGAGCAGGAAAUGAAACAUACAGCAUAGUGACAUAGAAAAGCGUGAUAUAUUUGUCCUGACUGCUCAGUACAAUAUGGCUAAGUCGACAAUAAUAAUAGAGGAAGAAUGGAACGUACACCGCAAAGUCAGAUAGUGAAGAGAUUCACCGCCCUAGGUACCAGCAGCAAUCUCCCAGGGCAUGUCUGUCAUCAAGGGUGAGUACAUGUUUUAUUAUUGAUUUGUUGAAUUUUGAUUGUAGCGGUUAACUUCUUUUUACACUUGUAUGAUAGUGAAACGUGACAUUUUUAUACUUAUUAAGCAGUAAUCCUUCCUAUUUCCAUAAGCACCCAUGUACAGAUUAUGCCCUUUUUCCCAAAAUAUAACAUUUUAGCCAUAAUAUUCUAAUAUUUUCUAGCAUGUCAACAUUCCAGAAAAAUUGGACUGUCCCAAAUAAUGCAUUAGUCUGAAUAGUCUGAAGACUUAUUUUUAAAGACAAACUCAAACACAAAAAAACAACAAAUUAAUCAUUUUUUACAGUCAGGUUUUCAAUAUCGGUUCGGAAGAAGGUGAAAGUAAGAAGCCAAAAACGUACCACUUCCACACAGAAUGGGAGAAGAACUUCUUUUAACUAUGUCAUGUCGGACAUGCCAUGGCUGACUCCAUGCAGUGUGAAGGUAAUGUAAUAUAAUGUCAUGUCUCAUCAGUGUAACAUUACUGACGCCUAGUGACCGGAAUACUACAUAUAACUUGUCUUUCAAUAUUUUUGGACUAAUAGGCCAUAGUCACCCACGAAACAGCUAUCAUUUAUUAAUAGGGGUGUCACGAGACGAUACGCGAGAUUGGGUCUACUUCUAGACGAGACGAGAUUUUAACAUUACUUUAAAGAAAAGUAUCAUAAAAAAAGACAAUAUAUUGCAGUCUAGUAAGUUAACUGAUACUACGUUACACUUGUCUGCACUCUGUGUGUAUACCAGCGGCCCCGCCUCCACCCACCAAGACAGAGAGACUAUAACUGACAAAAGGGCUCACUCCGUUCAUGCCGUUCUAUGGAACAACCGUGCCAAAGUGCUGAAACCAAUGCACAGAGUGAUCCCUAUUCCUGCCUGUUUGUGGGCGAGAGACGAGGAAAACAGACAUGCACAUGGCAAUAUAUUGAGGCCGGCAAAAUGAUUGAGUUCAUUUUCAUUUAUUGAGUGAUUAAUUAGGUAAUUAAUUUAUUUUCGGGCCAGGGGACAGGUUUUUUUCUGAACGAGAAAUCUUGUCACGUUUUAAUCUCACAAGAUCUUGUGACACCCCUAUUUAUUAAUUCAUGAAUUGUUGAAGAACAGAGAGAGCAAUGUUUGAACCGCGAUGUAGCGAGGGCCGACUGUAUAGAAAAGGAUAUUGUAUUACUUAUAAUUCCUCCCGUCAACCUCUCAACCUUUGAGACACUUUUUUAGCGGGUCUCUGUUUGCAGCUGAAUCUCCAGGUGUGUGCGUGAGUGGCAGGAAGAAAAGCUCUGACUCGCUCAGGGAGAAGUGGUUUGUCGCCACCUGUUGGGUUGCACGUAUAAAUCUGUGUAUAAUAUAAGACCACCUGUUAUGUUUUUAGACUUUUUUUAUAGUGAAAAAAUAUGGCAUUUCUUCAUAUCAUCCUUUGAGAACGCGUGUUGUUACAUUUCAUCAGCGGUUAACUUCUUUUUACACCUGUUGAAUGUUAAAACUUUCUUUGAAACGGUUUAUCCAAUUUGUAUGAUAGCGACAGUUCGACCCUGGAAUGCGUUCUUUCCAUUUACAUUAUUUCCUGUCCUUUAAAAUAACAAAUCAUUUCAUCUUAGAGGUUCCACCGCUGUUUUUCCAUUCAGUUCAGCAGCAAUAUCAGGCAUGAUCUAUACUCAGGUACUUCGAUGUAUUAGUCUCCUGCUUCUUCAGUCAUGACUGUCUUGUUUGCGUGGCUAAAAUCAAUCCAACAUUUUUAUUUUUUUUGGGACGGAAUAUCGUUGGAGUGGAAAAACAGCCAUUUAACAGAAUUUCAGUGUCCUCAAGGAAUUUUCACUCCCUUCCUCCUUAGACAACCAAUUACCUUCACGUGGGAGUUUUAUCAGUAAAGUAACCAUCCUGGCCUUGCCGCCUUUUUACUCCCAGUUUGUAUUCAUUAAUGGCCUAGGAAGGUCAGACACAGCACUUCUAGUCCUGUCCGCUUGCAUGUGUGUGUUUCUUCCUGCCAAGAAACAGCAGAUUAACGUAACAUUCUUGACUUCAACAACACAGCUCAUUCAAGCGCAUGAAUUCCAAAUACCACACACACAUACCAGAACGUUCCUUAAAGUGGAAAGCUGUGACUUGUUAUUUCUCUCUCCACAUGUAUGUGUUUGUGUUUAUUUAUUAUGAAACAAUGAAUUUAUUAGUGCAGCGCAUCAGCCUCAUGUACACUGUCCUUUAGUGAAAAUAAACAACUAUACAGUCAA